Messenger RNA from Cyprinodon variegatus (sheepshead minnow), 3987 nucleotides. It is a transcript of the gene edem1, whose product is annotated as ER degradation enhancer, mannosidase alpha-like 1. The record is from RefSeq and is a predicted model, not a curated record. The transcript is spliced from 12 exons. Gene Ontology annotation, biological process: endoplasmic reticulum mannose trimming; mannose trimming involved in glycoprotein ERAD pathway; carbohydrate metabolic process. Bases 138 to 2039 code for a protein of 633 amino acids. Gene Ontology annotation, cellular component: membrane; endoplasmic reticulum. Gene Ontology annotation, molecular function: calcium ion binding; mannosyl-oligosaccharide 1,2-alpha-mannosidase activity. Lineage: Eukaryota; Metazoa; Chordata; Actinopteri; Cyprinodontiformes; Cyprinodontidae.
GUGUGAGGAGGAAUCCCCAACCUACGAGGCUGAGUGCCUGUAGUUUUAGUCUGACGCUGAGUGGUUUUCCUGUUCGGAUACACCUCGGAGGUAAUGAGGACUCGGGUUAUGUGCUUUAUGAUCGACCCAAGGCAAAGAUGCAAUGGAGGUCACUCGUAGUGGGCUUGGUGGUCCUGAGACUCUCUGUAAGCUGGGUUCUAUGGCUAGCCUUCGGGCUUGGACCUAACGUUAGCUCAGGCUUCAACUUUCACCUCGGUUUUAAUUUGCACAAACUGGACUUGCUGUUCAGGGAGGAAAAAACAGCCGACUCGAGCACUAAUUCUUGGUCCCAGCGGAUCCAGGGCCACAGGUAUGAAGAGACGGCGAGUCCCUGCGCAAAUAUUGGGGAGGCUUCCCCACCCUGGAGGUCCUACCUUAACUUCUUUGAUGGCAACAAGGACGAGUACGUCCGGAGGUACAGCUCCUUCCCAGACACGCUGAAGCUGAAAAUGAAAGACAUGGCCAGAGAAAUGUUUUACUUUGGAUACGACAACUACAUGAAGUAUGCCUUUCCAGAGGAUGAGCUGAAUCCCAUUGAUUGUGAGGGCAGAGGUCCAGAUGUGCUUAACCCGUCAAACAUCAAUAUUAAUGACGUCUUGGGAAACUAUUCACUGACACUCAUUGACACUUUAGACACUCUUCUGGUGCUUGGCAAUGUUACAGAGUUCCAGAGAGCUGUCAAACUGGUUAUAGAUACCGUGUCUUUUGACAAGGAUUCGACUGUGCAAGUCUUCGAGGCAAACAUCAGGAUCCUUGGCAGCCUUAUCUCAGCACAUAUUCUGCUGACUGACCCUAGACAGCCAUUUGGAGAGGUGGGCAUCGAAGGCUAUGAAAACGAGCUUCUACAUCUGGCUCAUGACCUGGCUGUGCGCUUGCUGCCUGCUUUUGAGAACACCAGCACGGGUAUUCCUUACCCAAGGGUGAACCUGAAGACUGGAGUUCCCAGGGAUAGCAUCAAUGAGACAUGCACUGCAGGCGCUGGGUCUCUGCUGGUGGAGUUUGGCAUUCUGAGCCGCCUGAUUGGGGAUUCAACGUUUGAAUGGGUGGCGAGGCGAGCUGUCAGAGCUCUGUGGAGUCUGAGAAGCAAUGAAACUGGUCUGUUGGGAAAUGUUAUUAAUAUCCAAACAGGCCAGUGGGUCGGUAAGCAGAGUGGACUUGGAGCCGGCAUGGACUCCUUUUAUGAGUAUUUGCUUAAAUCCUACAUCCUUUUUGGGGAGAAAGAGGACUACCAGAUGUUUAAAGCUGCUUAUGAGAGCAUUCAGAACCACAUGAGAAGAGGGCGGGAGUCUUGCAACGAAGGUGAGGGGGACCCGCCUCUCUAUGUGAAUGUGAACAUGUUCAGCGGUGAGAUAAUGAACACUUGGAUCGAUUCUCUUCAGGCCUUCUUUCCUGGACUGCAGGUUCUGAAUGGAGAUAUCGAUGAUGCCAUUUGCCUGCAUGCCUUCUACUACGCCAUCUGGAAGCGUUUCGGAGCUCUGCCGGAGAGAUAUAACUGGCAACUGAAGGCUCCCGAUGUGUUAUUUUACCCUUUAAGACCAGAGCUGGUGGAGUCGACCUACCUGCUGUACCAGGCAACAAAAAAUCCUUUCUAUUUGCAUGUUGGAAUGGAUAUUCUCCAGAGCCUGGAGAAAAAUGCCAAAGUCAGAUGUGGAUAUGCUACACUCCAUCAUGUUGUGGAUAAAUCCAAAGAAGAUCGCAUGGAGAGCUUUUUCCUCAGUGAAACCUGCAAAUACCUUUAUCUUCUGUUUGACGAAGACAACCCACUGCACAAAUCUGACAACAAGUACAUCUUCACAACAGAGGGUCAUGUAGUGCCUAUAGACAAGCGCUUCAGGGAGAAACAGUGGAGCGAUUUGUCUCCAUGUGAAGAGGCUGCGAACAACCAGUUGCCUACAAGCAACAUCAGUAAUUGUAACAGGAUUCCUGAGGAGCGCCGCUAUGCUCUGCCAUUAAAGAGUGUCUACAUGAGGCAGAUUGAUCAUAUGGUGGGACUUUUUUGAGAACAAAGGACAGAAGUGGUGACAUUGCAUCUAAAAGACUACAGAAGACAGCGUCCUCUGGUCAGAGUCUUCGUCCUCGCCUGUUUCUCAGCUCUGGAACCAGCCAGGAAACAGACACCAAUGAAUCCUGAGAACACAAUUCUAUCACUUAUGGUAUUAAAGAAAAAGGUUUCUGGUAGUGGAAAUUAGCAUAAAAUAGUGAUGAUAACUCUCAGGUUAAAGGAAGGAGUUUUCAUUAUUAUUUCUAAACUGAGAAAAAGAGGUUUUUAGACUAGCUGAGAUAUCUGCUCAAGUAUUGUGGGUAAAUACUGCAUGCACAUGUAAAUUCAGCAGAGCUGUGAGACAUGACAGAAAUAACCACAUAAUGGGAUCAGUGCCAUUAACCUCACUUUAAUUCAAUACAUGACCUGUAAGAAACAUGGCCUUCAUGGAAGCCAGUCUUUAAAACCUGAGAAUUAGUGCCUCCUUUUGAAGUUAAGAUACUUGAUUAGAUCAGGGAUUUUAUGUAAGGGCUGCACAGACCGUUUUUAAAAUGCUUCAAAACUGCUGCUUUUCACUCCAGUUAUUUUUCAUUCAAUCAGCAUUACUGUAUGGCUUUGGUUUUGUUUUCCUUUUUUUUUUUUGACAAUUAUAAAGUAAAAUAUCCAAAAUAGAGAUGCACCCUUCAGAACCUCAUGGCAAAUCGCUGGAUUUAGUAAAACUUUGAUGCUGGUUUUAGCUGAUCCUAAUCACUUUAAGAAAUUAAAUCUUAAUAUAGGCACAAACAACAUUCAGUUUUUUAUUUUUUUCUAAAUUUCUCCUGCGAGAAGUUAUUAGUUAUUUAUAUUCAAAGUAAAGGUAAUAUAAGUGUGUGAGAAAGAGCAACGGCUGUGAAACUAUUCUUAUUUUUCAAAAGGCUGCCAAAAUCUCCAACUCUAAUGUGUUUCAUGACACAUAGUGGUUAAAAGUUUAAUAGGAUAAAAAGAGCGUCAUUUCUGUAAUCUGCUCAGACUUCUUGUUAUCGGAUAAAGGUUUUCCUAAUCCAAUUUCCACAUGUUGUUCAAAGUUCUUUCUUUUAAACCUUCUUCACUUCACCAGAUUUUAGUUUUGACCUCCUACUGAAAUAGGUUAAACUUCUUCACUUCACAGUUUCGAAAGAAAUCUGUUUAUUUUAUUAUAAUUUUUUUUAUUUAGUCACCGGUCAAAACUCAUUCAAAACCUAAUCGCCAAUCAGUUCCUUGGUGCAUCUCUGUUAAAUUGCUCAUACAUAUCUAGGCAGGAAUAGAAGCUCUGGAGAGAAAAAUUUGUCCUGCCUUUAAAACUGGCAGACAAGUCUGAGAAAAUAGGAGAUUGAGAAAGUCAAGUGUUCAUCUUCCUACAUUUUUUUUUUGUCUUAGAAAGGGCAAAUAACUGCUGUAUGCCCCCAACAGAGUAAAGGUUCAGGGAUGACUGUUCAAGUGCCUUCUAUUUGUCUUUGUAUUUCUGGAUGCUAUAUGGUGCAUAUUAGAAAGGAAAAAACAUUGUUAAACAUAUUUUACAGCCACUUUUUUAUUGCACGAAUGUUUCAUUCCAUAUUUAUCUGCAGUUCUUUUUAUCCAUUUCAAGCCAUAAAAUGUGUUUUUUAGAUGCUAGGUUCAUAUUGGUGAUAAUUGUUUAUGGUAUGUACUUUUACAGAAGAGACUGAAUGUUUCUUUUAGUGCAUGUCAUAUCUGCUAUGUGGUUAAAAACUCAGGGUUUAAUAGAAUUACAAAAAUCAGUGAAUGCUUUCGUAAGAAAUAAAAUUGAAAUGUUGCCUACUACUUUCUCAUUUAUGAUGACCUUUAUUACUUCCGUCAAGGAGGCUGUGUUUUUUGGAGAGUUUGUGGGUCUGUCUUUCUGUCUGUGUACAGGAUAACUUUAAAAAUUUUGACGGAUUUUAAUGACAUUUUUUAUCACAGGUGUCCCUCAUUCCCAGUAACAAUCCAUUAAG